Messenger RNA from Megalopta genalis, 1143 nucleotides. RefSeq names its product mannose-P-dolichol utilization defect 1 protein homolog. The record is from RefSeq and is a predicted model, not a curated record. NCBI's taxonomy places the organism in Eukaryota, Metazoa, Arthropoda, Insecta, Hymenoptera, Halictidae. Gene Ontology annotation, biological process: oligosaccharide biosynthetic process.
CUGCAGUGACAAUUAGUGACAAUUUAGCGAUUGAUAUGGAAGGUUUUGGUUGUUGAAAGUUGUUAGCCAAUAACCUAAACGUAGUUCGAAGUGUAGUCCACAUUUCAGGAAGCCAUCGGAAGAACUAUAUGUCGUGGCAAAGAUGACGGAAGCAUUGAAGAAAGUCGCUUUAUUAAUAUUGUCGGAAAAAUGUAUGGAGGAAUACUUUGAAGAGUACAAUUUUCUUGAUGUGGGAUGUUUCAAGGCGACCCUCAGCAAAUGCCUAGGCCUCGCAAUUAUUUGUGGCUCCUUUCUCGUCAAGGUCCCACAAGUUUUAAAAAUUUUAAAGAGCAAAAGUGCACAAGGCAUUAAUUUUGUAAGUGUAUUGUUAGACUUGCUUGCCAUCACUUCAAUGGUGUCUUACAGCUUUGUCAGCGGCUUUCCAUUCAGUUCUUGGGGGGAUGGAGUUUUCUUAGGGUUACAAACAUUAGCAAUUGCAGUUUUAGUGUUACACUUUAAUGGUAAUACUACUUAUGCAGCCGUAUUUUUUAUUGCUUAUGUAGCAAUUGUAGCUGAAGCUGUGAGCGGUAGGACCCCAACGAACGUACUUUGGGGAUGCCAAACAAUGAACAUACCCAUUGUUCUUAUUAGUAAGUUUAUACAAGCCUACACAAAUUAUUCCUAUGGAAGUACUGGUCAGUUAUCAGCAGUAACUGGUUUUAUGCUGUUCUUUGGAUCUCUAGCAAGAAUAUUUACUUCUGUUCAAGAAACAGGAGAUACCUCAAUGAUAGUAAUGUAUACAUGCUCCACGUUCGCAAAUGCGGUAAUCGCAUUCCAAAUUUUAUACUACUGGAACGUAAAAUUAUCUUCCAAAGAAAAAGCAAAGAAGGCUGAAUAGUAAUGUUGUCAAAUAAUACGUACUUUAAUGGUGUCGGCAUCCGAAGUAGAGCAACGAAUGAAAAAUACCAAGCGGGCGCAGGGCUAACGAUAGGUGAAAAGCUUCUUUUCACGAAAAAAAUACAAAUAUCUGUAAAAUUUUAAUCGUUAAUGUAAUUAGACAAAAGAUUAUCGUUCCAUCGACAAAACGAUAAUCCACUCUACAUUGAAUUUCCCCCGCAUUUUUGUAUUAUGUAAAAUGCAAAUAAAAAUGUUAUGAAACUCGAA